AUGAAUUAAAAUUAAUAAGAUAAUUCUAGUGAUGAUGUCAUAUAAUUUGAAGAUGAUGAAAUAAUUGAUUUUAUUAAUAUUGAAUCAAAUACUCCUAAAAUUUGUUAACUUUAAAAGCAAGAACUCAAAGUUUCAAAUGAAUCAAAAAUUAGUUCUUAAUUGAUUGUAAUUUAAGUAUUAUUUAAUUAAUAUUUUUAAAGUAAUAAACUAAUCCAAAAUAAAAGCAAACAAAAUCUAGUUAAAAUACUCUAUAAGUAAAAAUAGAAGAUUAAAAGAAUAAUAAUACUUCUGAACUAUAAAAAUUUAAGGACAAUAAUUAUACUGUUUUAUUAGAUUUAUAAGUUGAAUUUGAUGUUGAAUAAUUCUUAAGGCAUCCUGUUCCUAAAGGAGGAAUGAUAUAAUGUAGAUUGUAUAGGGCUUCUCCUAAAUUUACAUUAUUUUUAGAAUAAUAAAAUAAAAUCAUUUUAAAUGCUGAAAAGAAGUCUUUUUCAAUUAAGGGUAGCUAUAAAAUAUUUGCCAAAGGAAAAAAAGAAUAAUUUUUAGGUAAAAUUAAAGGAGAUUUUAUGGGUUAAAAAUAUAUCAUAUAUGACAAUGGAAAAACAUCAAAAAAAUCAAAAGACAUAAACUAAUUAAGAAAAUAGUUAGGAGUUAUCUAUUACUAGCCUUAUGAAAAGAAAUUACGUUCAAUUUAGGUAUUGAAAUUCAACAAAUUAGGCAUUUAUUCCUUCAAUAACUUCUACUGGAUAAUUAUAUGAAUUUAAGAAUCAUUCAUCUUAUAACUCUAUUAUCAAUAAUUUUGAUAAUGUAAUUGAACUAGUAAAUAGAAAACCUUAAUGGAUAGCUUCAUAUAAAUCUUAUGGUUUAAAUUUUUAUGGUAGAAUAUUUAAAAGUUCAGUUAAGAAUUUCAUUUUGACAUAAAGAGGAAGCGAAAUUCCAGUGUUAUUAUUUGGCAAAAAUGAUGAUAGAGAAUUUGUACUUGAUUUUUCUUAUCCGCUAACUCCAGUUUAAGCUUUCUGUNACUAAAACUUUUAUAUUUUCGAAAAUAAUAAUAUAAAUGAAUUAAAAUUAAUAAGAUAAUUCUAGUGAUGAUGUCAUAUAAUUUGAAGAUGAUGAAAUAAUUGAUUUUAUUAAUAUUGAAUCAAAUACUCCUAAAAUUUGUUAACUUUAAAAGCAAGAACUCAAAGUUUCAAAUGAAUCAAAAAUUAGUUCUUAAUUGAUUGUAAUUUAAGUAUUAUUUAAUUAAUAUUUUUAAAGUAAUAAACUAAUCCAAAAUAAAAGCAAACAAAAUCUAGUUAAAAUACUCUAUAAGUAAAAAUAGAAGAUUAAAAGAAUAAUAAUACUUCUGAACUAUAAAAAUUUAAGGACAAUAAUUAUACUGUUUUAUUAGAUUUAUAAGUUGAAUUUGAUGUUGAAUAAUUCUUAAGGCAUCCUGUUCCUAAAGGAGGAAUGAUAUAAUGUAGAUUGUAUAGGGCUUCUCCUAAAUUUACAUUAUUUUUAGAAUAAUAAAAUAAAAUCAUUUUAAAUGCUGAAAAGAAGUCUUUUUCAAUUAAGGGUAGCUAUAAAAUAUUUGCCAAAGGAAAAAAAGAAUAAUUUUUAGGUAAAAUUAAAGGAGAUUUUAUGGGUUAAAAAUAUAUCAUAUAUGACAAUGGAAAAACAUCAAAAAAAUCAAAAGACAUAAACUAAUUAAGAAAAUAGUUAGGAGUUAUCUAUUACUAGCCUUAUGAAAAGAAAUUACGUUCAAUUUAGGUAUUGAAAUUCAACAAAUUAGGCAUUUAUUCCUUCAAUAACUUCUACUGGAUAAUUAUAUGAAUUUAAGAAUCAUUCAUCUUAUAACUCUAUUAUCAAUAAUUUUGAUAAUGUAAUUGAACUAGUAAAUAGAAAACCUUAAUGGAUAGCUUCAUAUAAAUCUUAUGGUUUAAAUUUUUAUGGUAGAAUAUUUAAAAGUUCAGUUAAGAAUUUCAUUUUGACAUAAAGAGGAAGCGAAAUUCCAGUGUUAUUAUUUGGCAAAAAUGAUGAUAGAGAAUUUGUACUUGAUUUUUCUUAUCCGCUAACUCCAGUUUAAGCUUUCUGUAUUGCUCUAUCAAGUAUGGAUCAUAAAUUUUGGUGUAAAUGA
This is a messenger RNA of Paramecium pentaurelia, 2113 nucleotides long. The record is from the annotation of a GenBank genome assembly. Lineage: Eukaryota; Ciliophora; Oligohymenophorea; Peniculida; Parameciidae.